AUGGGCGAUCGUUUAACGCAACUUCAAGAUGCUGUAGACCAGCUGGCGCAACAGUUUGUCGCAUGUCUGCACUAUGUAAACAAGCGCCAUGACCUUGAAAUCCUUGGUCCCAAUGACAAGGUCCGCGAAGUUAAGGAUAUUCCGCCAGAAGUCGAUUCCUUGCCUCCUGAUGAGUUUCGUGCUGGCAUGGUAGAGCUAUCUCAAGAUCUUAUUGUGAAAGAACAGCAGAUCGAGGUCCUUAUCUCGUCACUUCCUGGUCUAGACAACAGUGAGAUGGACCAAGAGCGAUACAUCAAGGAGCUCGAAGAGGACCUAAAGGUCGCCGAAGCCCAACGCCAGGAAGCCAUCAAAGAAAAGGAUCAAAUACUGUCUGAACUGGACGGUGUGAUUCGCAGCAUCCGAAGACCUUGA
This is a messenger RNA of Fusarium coffeatum, 411 nucleotides long. RefSeq lists its product as uncharacterized. The transcript is spliced from 3 exons. Gene Ontology annotation, cellular component: mediator complex. Gene Ontology annotation, biological process: regulation of transcription by RNA polymerase II. The record is from RefSeq and is a predicted model, not a curated record. Gene Ontology annotation, molecular function: transcription coregulator activity. Bases 1 to 411 code for a protein of 136 amino acids. Lineage: Eukaryota; Fungi; Ascomycota; Sordariomycetes; Hypocreales; Nectriaceae.